AUGACACGUGUAAUUCGUUUAUGUUGUGUUGGUCAUGGUAUUCAUAAUUGGUUAAUGAAAGAUUGCUUGUCUCAAACGAGGUACGUUCCAUAUUUACUAGAUAAAGUCCAAAUAAUUAUUAACAAACUUCGUUAUUGUGAACAUGAACUUGAACAAGAAUUUCUUCGAUCAAACGAAAUGAUAAACAAUGAUUUAUUACCAGCAAUUAAUAAAGCUGGAGAAAUAACAGAUGCUGAUUUAGCUUCACCAUAUACAGAUAGCGAAGAUUUAGAUGCAUUCUAG
Messenger RNA from Rotaria sp. Silwood1, 282 nucleotides. The record is from the annotation of a GenBank genome assembly. NCBI's taxonomy places the organism in Eukaryota, Metazoa, Rotifera, Eurotatoria, Philodinida, Philodinidae.